GAGAUUGAAUGGCUGCUGUGCUGUGAUGUUGCAGUUGCCGCUUGGGUACUCACUUGAAGGGGAUGGUGGGAUGGGACAAAUUCUUUUUAUUAUAGAGAGGUCCCUUUCUGAACAAAUUCUUUCCUUUACCUUGACCAUAAAGUGCCAUGGGAUUACCUUUUCCUAUUCUGCUCUUGCUUGACAUUGUAAACAGUACUACCAAGCACUAUCUCAGUUAUUUAAUCAGUAUCAUGGGCCCUUCCUUUAGCAUAAAGGAAACUUUUUUGGUCUAUGCAUUCCUUUAUUUUGAUCGGUCAGAACCAACAUAUUUAUAGAUGAUUUAAUUAUUUGUUGUAAUACUUUUUGCUUGCUUAUGGCAGUUAUGGCUCGUUUAUUUGUUUCUAAAAAGAAGAAGAUGGCAAGUACCAUUUUGGUAAUAUACACAGAGAUGAUGUUGAUGAUAAUGUCAAUGAUGGCCAAGAUUCUUGAAACCUUGGCACGAGUAAAUGUUAGGAUUCCUAGGGAAAUGGUGUAUGUUUUUGAUAGAACACUUGAUGAGAGGGUGAUGAAUAGAAUAGCUAAUCUUAGACUUAUGAUAAUGGAGAGUGAUCAAAUUUGUAUUGAUCAACUUAGAAUGCAUAGGAGGGCAUUUUGGAAGCUUUGUGAAAUGCUUAAAUCGAUUAGCAAAUUGGAGGGGAAUAGAAAUGUUCAAGUGGAAGAGAUGGUUGCAAUAUUCCUUCACAUCCUAGGCCAUCACUCAAAAAAUAGAGUUAUGCAAUUGUACUUUCGUAGAUCGGGUGAGAUAGUAAGUAGGCAUUUUAAUGUUGUCUUGAAUGCUAUCUUGAGGCUACAUAGACACUUGCUAAAGAAUCCUGAGCCUGUCACAGAAAGAUCAACAGAUGAGAAAUGGAUGUGGUUUCCGAAUUGUCUAGGUGCAUUGGAUGGUACCCAUAUUAGAAUGCGGGUCUCGAAGAAGGACAAACCUAGAUAUCGGUCGAGAAAGAAUGAGAUUUCUACCACUGUACUUGGCGUUUGCUCACAAGAUAUGCAGUUUAUUUACGUGCUACCUGGAUGGGAGGGGUCAGCACAUGAUAAUAGAGUCCUUAGGGAUGCCAUUUCUCGUAGAAAUGGAUUAAAAGUUUCGCAAGGUAAUUUUAAGUCUAAUAUUGCAGCUAUUUUUUACUUACAUGAGUAGAAUAGCUAAUUUUUUCUGAUUUCACUUUUUUUGUAUGUUUUUGAAUGAGUAGGCUAUUACUACCUAUGCGAUGCUCGGUACACAAAUUCUGAAGGUUUCUUAACUCCAUUUAGAGGUCAAAGAUAUCACCUCAAUGAGUGGAGAUAUGGUCAUCAACCCACUACACCAGAGGAGCUCUAUAACAUGAGGCACUCAAAAGCUAGGAAUGUAAUUGAGAGAUGUUUUGGCCUAUUAAAGAUGCGAUGGGCAAUCCUUAGGAGCAAUACUUGGUACCCUAUUAAGACAAUGUGUAGGAUCAUUUCUGUAUGUUGUUUGCUGCACAACUACAUUAGAAAAGAGAUGUCUGUAGAUCCUAUUGAGGCUUUGUACAAUGAGGAGUGCUCUCAUGGCAAUUUUCCACAGGAGCAGGGUGCAUAUAUUGAGUAUAUUGAGUCAUCUACAUCUUGAAAUGCAUUCAGGGCUAAUCUUGCUGCCCAAAUGUUUGAAGAGUGGCAGCAUAAUAGAAUUUGAGAAAAAAUUGUGAUCUUUGUUGUGUUUAAUAUUUGGGGCUCUUAAUAUUUGUAUGAACAUUAUGUGUUAUGCUGUAAUCCUUGUUUAAUAUUUUCCUUGCUAUGUUAUAAUCUUGUGUUAUAUUAAAUUCUUACUUAAUAGUUCCCUUGUAUCCAUUCAUUUAGAUAAUGCAAAUGUAAGAUCAUGUCGUGAGGUUGUGAAUGUAUAACUAUUAUACAUUGUAGAUUGUGAAUGUAUAUCUAUAAUAUAUGAGAUUGUGAAUGUAGAUAUGAGCACCUCAAUAGCUGGAGAAGCAUCAACAGGAAACAAGAGAACAAAGUGUAACAGAAAAUGGGGUUAUGUGGAGGAUGCAAAGCUUGUUGAGGCAUUGGUUGAGUUCGUAACCCGAGGAGGUUGGAGGGGCGAUAAUGGGACUUUUAGGAGUGGGUAUUUGCAGCAAUUGGAGAGACUAAUAGAAGAGAAGCUUUCUGGGUGUGGACUGAAAGCAACACCACAUAUCGAGUCUCGGGUCAAGCUCUUGAAGAAACAAUACAAUGCUAUUGCAGAGAUGUUGGGACCUAACUGCAGUGGAUUUGGGUGGGAUGACAUCAACAAGUGUGUGACCUGUGAGGAGGAUACUGGGUUAAGAUAAAUUGGCAUUAUAAAUUUGUUUAUUUUUUCUAUGAAUACCUUUCAUACAUGUUGUGUUACUUUUUUUUGUUCUUUUUAAUGCAGAGUCACCCAAAUGCUCAAGGUAUGAGGAACAAGCCUUUUCCUCACUUUGAGGACUUGACUAAUAUCUUUGGAAGGGAUCGUGCUACCGGAAUGGGAGCUGAAGCACCUGUAGAUGCUGUUGAAGAAAUAGAGAUGGAGGAGCAACAGUAUCCGUACACAUCACCAGCCAUCAAUGAGAGCCAAAAGGCAGAUAGCAAUUUUGUUGGUCAGAAUGUCAAUAUGAAUACUCCCCAGACAGCUACUAAUACUGAAGUUGCAGGUCCAAGUAGGCCAACCAGAACUAAGAAAGCUAGGCAUGAGGCCCUUGAGGUUGUGAGAGAUCUUACAUCUGAGAUGACUAAAGUAGUAGGCAUGAUGGCAGCUGCUGGAGAUCAUAUUGAGAAAUUGGCUCAACGUUUUAAGCACGAGUCUGAGACUGCAGAUAGAAGAAUGACAGUGGUCUAUGAGGUGAUGAAGGUGCAGGGUCUUUCUCAAUCUGAGAUUCUUAAGGUGGGCAGAAAAAUUGCAAUGGACCCACUGGAGACUGAUUACUUUUUCAGUCUUCCAGAUGACUAUAGAAGGGCAUAUGUUUUAACUCUUUGCUCAGAGUUUCAAAGUGGGAUAUAGCUAAGUUGGGUAGGGUUUGUGUAUCUUUUUGGGAUAUUAUGUAUUGGGUAGCUUUUUGGUGUAGGCCUUAUUGAUAACAAUGGAUGCAAACACUGCUUUUGGAUCAACUACAAGUUUAUGUUUUGCACUUUCUGUAUGUUGUUUCUUGUUUCGUAUGUUGCUAGGUGCUUACUCGUAUGAAUUUGGAUAGUUACUUUAAUGGAUAACAAUGGUUAUUAAUAUCCUUCUCUUCAUGAGUUAUUAUUGGUCACUAUCAUCAUGAUUUGGGUAGGUCAAUGGACGUUUUGGGGAGAAUAUAUGUGCUUGCAGCCAGCAACAUAUUUGACUUAUAAUGACUUGCUACCUUCAAUGAUGCAGCGAACCAUAGUUGACAUUCUUAACACGUUAAGAAUGGCUGUCAGGCCAAAGAUUUAACUAUGGUGGCUUCUAAUAUGAAGUGUGAAGAUGCUUCAUCCAGCACAUGAGUAUUCAUGUGACCAUGUUGAGAUGACCAGAACCUCAGUUUUCAGAAAUCAUUCAACAGACUAGUAUGUAAUAAAGGAUAAGUUAUACUUUGUUCACAGAAAUAUCAACAAAUGGCAAGGAUAGCAUAUGGUUCUUCUUUUUCCUUCAAGAGAAAGAGAACGGUGAGAUGCAUCGCAUUUUAAACUUCAUUGGUAGCAAAUAGCUUUCGCUAGAGUGAGACUUGAGGAUUUCAGGUAGGCAAUUUUGUUGUAAUUACCAAUCAUAACUCGUGCUAGAUCCAAAUUUGAUGGUGGCAAAGCUACUUGUCAAGGGACUAGAGUAUCGCAUUUUUAUUUUUUCCUAAAAAAGCCCUUCAGCAUUAAAGAGGCAUUAAAGACCUAAUUUUUAUUAAGGGUAUAAUAGGAAUUACACAUAACUUUUCCAGAAAAGUGGAUGGUCAACCAAACAUAAGCGCUCUGAAAAUCUGUCACUUUCCCAUUGUCAGCCAAACAUGCCAAAAGUACUUUCCCAGGCAUCCUCUUCCCAGGAAUCUACUUCUCAGAAAUCAUAUUUCUAGGAAAAAAAUACUUCCCGCGAACCAAACGAGCCCUUAAUGCUCAGAAAAACAAAACAAAACAGUAGAAAAUUGCAUAAACCUAACUGAUGACUCAAACAAUAAAAGUAAUAUCAACAAGACUCCAAUAUGACUCAGCUAACUAAUUACGACUUGAUUGACUCAACUAAAGAACUUGAUCAGCACUGUAAGCUUUUGGUAUGCAAGUAUUAGCUACUGCAAUUUUUAGAAAAUCAACUAGGCUAAUAGCUUUUGCAUAACUUCAUUAAUGAGAUUACUGUAUUUUUGGUUCUUCAAUGCUUAGCCUACCAAUACAAAAUAAAUAAUGCUUUCUUCACAGAAAUCUAAAGAUGGCUAUGUACGGUCUUCUCUUGGUCAAAUAGGGCCUAUUCCUGGUUCAGGUAAUUCAUAGAGCAAAUUUGGCAGUUUAGUCUAUGUAUGAUCAUGCAUAUUUGGCUAGACAUCCGUCCUCCUAAACAAAGCCCCAAAAUUCUCAUUACAUAUAAGAUAAUAAGUACCAAUAGUUGACGUCACACUUACCAUGUUGAGACAUGUUUGUGAUUGCAAUUUGAUCUGGAGAACAUUUACCCACUUUUUAUAGGUUUCAAUCAUCAGGGACGUUGGUUUUCCCUACAUAAUUAAUUUGAUGUGAUAAUCCCAUGUCAACUUCACAGACAUGUAGGCAACCCAGCACCAAUCAAGCUCCAUUAAAGACUUUGAUGGAGAACGCAAGCUUCUCCGAAUCCUACGAGCUCCCAUCAACUCAUCAAAGAGACUGAUUUGUCUUUCCAUCGGUUAGCCUGUUAAUGAAUGUGUUCACUCAGUUAAUUCAUUUUUUUUUCAUUAUGAUAUACUAGCUCACAUACUGCUACCUUCAAGAUCACAUAUCACAGGAUCCUUUUUAUCACUUCUGUUUGUUCGGCUUGAAGCUUAUUUUAAUUUCCAUCAAUUUGGUGAAGAGACAAACCUAUGCUUCAUUACUGGUCUCUUCCUUGAAGAUUAAAUUGCCUUUCAUAAUCCAUGGAGAAGAUGUUUUUUAUACUUGAAUACCAGAUAGAUAUAUUGAUGCACCAUUUUCCGAUUUGACUCCUGUAAAAGUUAUUUGACUUGAUCAUGUAUUGCAAGUCUGAAAGUCAUCCAUAUCACCAAUAAUCAGAUAUUUCACAAUGACACAUUGAUUUUUUUUUCUUUCUCACCAACUCUCUUGCAUAACCCCCAAUGAUCUGACAAGCAGUGACCGCUAUGUGCUUAUACACCAGCAAAACACAUUACCGUCAAACAUACUACUUUAUACCUAUGUUGUAUUGUAACACAAUACCAGCCUAACAAUGCCAGUCUUGCAUCAUGUAUAUACUGAUCUAUCUCUGGUUAGUGGCGUUUUCUUGCUUAUAUUCUCAAGUAUCAACACAUCAACAACAACAUUCAACAUUGGAUGUAUAACGAGGAUAUUUUGUAGAAAAGGUAAACUUCAAGUUAAGAAGACAUCAUGACCACUACAUAGUUUCAAAAUUACCAAAUUGUUAUUGAAUUAACAUGGGAAAGUAUUUGAAUCUUCUAUUUAUAUUCUUAGAUGGAUACCCAACUUUGGCCACCCCGACACAAUGCCUUUUGAUCUAUUUUAGGAAAAUCUGGAAAACUCCAUCGAUCGUUCUUAUUCUACUAAAAUUCAUCAGACCUUUGUCUUUCAAUACAAAAGAUGUAAAAAAGGUUAAGCAUUUCCAGUUCAAGCCAGAAAUAUUGGCAACGGAUCCUGCCAUUAGUCAAAACAAAUCAUGCUGUAUUCAGGUUUAGACAGGGAGAUGCACAGGUUUCUGUUUAAAUAUUUAACAAAUGGACAUACUCCAUAACAUAGAUCGGGGAAACAUGUGUAUGAAUUAUACAUGAUACUUUAUGCAUAAAACAGUAUACGAAAUAAAGAACCAAAAUGUCAUGUAAGCAAUUUAUUGAUUCCAGAUGAAAUAAGAAGUAAAAUAAAGACCAGCAU
Messenger RNA from Phoenix dactylifera (date palm), 6006 nucleotides. NCBI's taxonomy places the organism in Eukaryota, Viridiplantae, Streptophyta, Magnoliopsida, Arecales, Arecaceae. The record is from RefSeq and is a predicted model, not a curated record.